GACACGCAUUCGCUGCCAUUGCAAUGACAGUAGCAACAUUCGAAGAUGCUAUGCACUUGCUAGAUUAUCUGACUUAAACUCGUCUUUUCCAGGUCAGUACUAGGUAAGGCUUUCCAUUCAGACAGACAGGAGACAUCUCCCGGGCGGAUACUUUUCCAUGCAGGUGGCACUAUGAGUUUUCGGCAAUCUUUGGCCAACUUAAUCUGCGGAGUUUCCACGGAGGCCUAUCCUGAGGAGCCUCCUCGUUUCUUUUCAACCCCAGAUGAACAGGACAGCAUUUCACAGAUUCCCCCUCUACGCCGUGCCCGGACGACUGGAUCCGUUCCGAACGAUCGCUCGGCCCAUCAGCCAGGACCACCAAGAAGACAGACAUUUUCUGGGAAAAUUGGCGAUUCCAUUCAAUCCAGUCAGCUUCUAAACUCAAUCCCAUUCAUUCGCCGGGGGCGGGAGAACAUUGGAACCAUGGAUACUCUCAAAGGCCUCAGAAAAGCUUUGCGAAAAGUCGAAAUCGAGGUGUUCAACACCAGAGACGCCAAAGCUUACACCUGGUUUCCGGUUUCGUCCAUCAAUGAAAUCAUUCAAAACAACGACAAUGUGAUCAAGGCUCUCGAAGAGAAAGUGAAGAUGCACGAGAGCAUGAAGCGUUUCGUUUUUGAACAUGCGAAGAGACUCGUUUCUCUUCUGAUCUGGAGAGACCGCGUUGGCUUGCUAGAAAUCUUCUAUCGCGAACGAUUUGGCGAUGAGGACUUUCCCAUCAAGUUUUUCAAACCUCAAACUGCCAAAAACAAGACUCGUUCGAGAUGGUCCAUUCAGUCGUGUAGAUCGGGCAAGACCAUCAGCGUUUGGGUUCCCCAAGAAGACGAGGACAUGAGCGACGACGACGACGAUGAUGACAAAGACACCAUCAAACAGUUUUGCAACACCUAUCAGUGGUACUUCUUUGUGCCUGUGUUCAGUCCGCAAGACCCACCUCAGAUCUUUGACCCCUCAUGUCAAAUGCCAUACCUGGAAGAGCUUGGUUCGAGCCAAACAAACUUCAGCGUCGUCAGGCAUUUCGUCAUCCACCGCAAGCAUCUCAAUUUCAAACUUGAUGAUCAGAUUGGAACCCUAGUUGAUGAUAAGCAAAACCCUCACAUUGCCGUGAAAGAACUGUUGUCGGCACAAGGACUUUCACGGAAGAAGUUCCACGAUGUAGCCGAGAACGAAGCAAAGAUCCUGACGCGUCUUAAAGACCAGGACCAUCCGCACUUCAUCAGAGCAAUUGCCACUUACACCCAAGGAAGUCGGCAUUACUUCGUGUUUCCUUGGGCCCGAGGUGGCAAUCUUCGCGACUUCUGGGCCAAACAGCCCAAUUUAAGUCUUGAAGCAGAACACAUUGCAACCAAAGAUUGGUCUAGCUACUACCAGUGGUUCUUCAAGCAGCUCCUUGGUCUUUCCAGCGCUAUAGAAGACCUUCACCAUCCUAAGAAGAACCCGCGACAAUCAUGUAGGCAUGGCGACCUGAAGCCAGAGAACAUCUUGUGUUUCAGCGGGACUGAGAUCGGCACGGAGUUGAUUCCCACAGACGUGCAUCUCGUCGUCGCCGAUGCUGGGCACGCAAAAGUACACGAAAAGGCCACAGAGCUUCGCCCCGACGCGACGAACACACCACAAGGCACGAGAAUGUAUUCGCCCCCGGAGGCUGAGUUGAAAAUUCAGGAACCCAGGUCGAGGCGAUAUGAUAUCUGGUCUCUAGGGUGCCUCUAUUUGGAAUUUCUUGUCUGGAUGCUUUAUGGCAAUGUCAUGCUCGAGUCUUUCCGUCAAGACAUUGGACCCGGCCAGCCCUACUACAGGAAAGAACCAGAGGUCGGGCUGAAAGAUUCGGUCAAAAACUGGAUCAAGAUUAUCAAGGACGAUCCUAGGUGCACUCCAAUCAGGGAGACCGCCAUAGGACGUUUGGUCAACCUGAUCGAGAACCGAAUGUUGGUUGUCAGGGCUGAAACCCGCAGAGAUUCGUUCACUCAAGACAGUGGAUCAAGAUUGGCGACCAGAGACAGCUUUCCAACGAGUAGCGACGAUACGCUCCCCAAGGUAAUUGUCAAGCAGCCCACGUGGAGACCAGAAGAACCCGAAAGAGCGGUUGCAAAAGAGGUUCUCAAGGAGAUGGAAAGAAUCGUUCACGCUGUAAUGGAGAAGAAUUCACUUUCGUGGAUCAAUCAACGUGGCAUGACAGAAGCUGCGAAACGCAGGCCGCCUGUCCCCAAGGCUAGUCUGAAUCCUAGUGAUACCAGAGGAGUUCUUCAGCCAGGGGUCUCAAACAGGUUGAUGCAAGGGGCAAGCGACGUACGUAGUCAGAAGAAUCCUCUUGCAGUUGAUAGGAGGAAGUAGCUGACACUUUGUCACGAUAUAGAGAUAUGUGAGUGACCUACCAGUUUGAAGGCUCAGACUAAUGAUUUCGGCAACUGACCUGAGAUUAAAAUAGAUGACCGUAGGUCUAUCCCAUGUGCUCCUGCUAGAUACAUGAACCCGCAUUUCAUGAUACGCUCACAGCAAGCCGUAAGAUCAAUGACGCUGAUGUAAACUCCUUCAGCCGCUUGACGACAUUUGGAUCUA
Colletotrichum godetiae is the source of this 2592-nucleotide messenger RNA. RefSeq lists its product as uncharacterized. Lineage: Eukaryota; Fungi; Ascomycota; Sordariomycetes; Glomerellales; Glomerellaceae. The record is from RefSeq and is a predicted model, not a curated record. Gene Ontology annotation, biological process: peptidyl-threonine phosphorylation; peptidyl-serine phosphorylation. Gene Ontology annotation, molecular function: ATP binding; protein serine/threonine kinase activity. The transcript is spliced from 6 exons. The coding region runs from base 172 to 2367 and encodes 731 amino acids.